Molecule: messenger RNA, 2153 nt
Organism: Nylanderia fulva
Lineage: Eukaryota; Metazoa; Arthropoda; Insecta; Hymenoptera; Formicidae
Source: RefSeq, a predicted model, not a curated record
UUAUUAUUUAAGUAUAUUUUUAAAUGAAAAUUAAUUAUUAUGAAACUUUACUAUAUCGUAAAUCUUUUUUUUGGCUAAUCGAUGUAAAAAUGAAAAAAUUCUUCACAAGCUUGUAAAAACAAUUAUGUGCUAAAAUUAUAAGAUAAUCACAAGAUAAGAACAGUUAUGCGGAUAUUAAUAUUUAAAGCUAUUAUGAUUCUACGGAAAUGGAAGAUUAAAAGAAAUGGAAAAAGUAUUUUACCAAGUGUAUAUUAUAUCAAUACAAAUUUUAUAUUAUAUCAAUACAUUAUACCUAUUGAGGCUGCGCAACGAUUCUGCAAAUCAUUUUAACAAUUUCACAGUAAUUUUCAUCAGAAAAAAUGUCUCUUACACGUCUCGUUGUAAAAUUAAUGGUACAUGUUCGCAAGAUCGUCGAAAAUAAUUAAUUUAAUAGAUAAUCUCGUCAUCUUUCUAUUAAUUUUUGCUAGUAGAUUUGGCGUCAGUGUUGAUUCUUUGAGAAAUCCAAAGAAUGAAUUUUACAUUAAUAGUAGGGAGGCCACCACUUUAUACAGUAUUUCUUUUCUGAAAUUAUGUGUAUAUAAAAAGCUUGCCUUGGCUGGCAAAAAUUCUUAAAUUAAGAAUGAUUCGCGAACAGAUAGAAGUUUUCUUUCGAAAUCUUAUAGAAACCACCAUAAAAGCAAGAGAUGAGAAUGGUAUCGUUCUUUUGGACAUGCUGACACUGAUGAUGGAAUCUAGAGGUAAAGAAGGCAAAGAAUUAUCUAUUGAAGAUAUAGUAUCUCAAGCGUUCCUUUUUUUCUUUGGUGGCUUCGAAAGCACUUCGACGUUAAUGUGUUUCGCCGUUCACGAAAUCGCGGUGAAUCCGGAAAUACACAAAAAGCUUCAGCAUGAAAUCGAUCAGGUCUUGGAAGAAUCAAAUGGACAAGCUCCGUAUGAAAUGGUUAAUAAUAUGAAAUACUUGGAUGCCAUCAUCAGCAAAGCUCUCAGAAAAUAUCCGGUCGCUCAAAUAAUGGACAGAGUAUGCGUGAAAGAAUUUGAGUUUUCUCCGACAUUGUUAGGAACGAAGCCCUUUACUAUAAAAAAAGGAGAAGCUAUAUGGAUACCAGUUUGCGGACUUCAUCAUGAUCCACAAUACUAUAAAGAGCCGGAAAUGUUCGAUCCCGAACGAUUUCUUGGUGAGCGGAAAAAAAAGUCUGAACUCCGGAGUCUAUCUUCCAUUCUAGGUCCUAGUAUGUGUAUUGGAAACAGAUUUGCGUUAAUGGAAACGAAAGUUUUGCUGUUUCAUUUAUUGACACGUUGCGAUCUGAAAACUUGCAAGAAAACACCGUUAUCGCUAAAAAUCGCUAAAGGCAGUUUAAAUAUGCAGCCCGAAGGUGCUUCUGACUGAAUGUCUCACCUAGGAAAACUAUUCAUCAUACGAUUGCUAUCAAUGCUGUCAAUGAAAAACAUCAGCUAUAAAAUAAAGAGAGGAAAUAAUAAAAAAUCCAAAGAAAUAUAAAGAGUAUUUCUUUCUCGAUUUUGAAAUAAGAAGAUUUGCUUCUUAAGAUGUCAUAUGCAAAUUCAUAAUAGCGGAAACAAUUAUCUAAAUUGUUUUAAAAUCUUCGAUUUUACCCCAAAUACAUUUCAGAGCCAAAUUCAAGCCUGAGAAAUUUCUGGAUAUAAAAACAGAAGGAAAAUGUGUCAUCUUAGUACUUAUUAUUCGUAUUGGCUAGAAACUGUUUAUCGGUAAGAGAUUUGCGUUUCUGGAGACGAAGGUUUUGCUCGGUUCAUCUGCUAAAUCGUUGAGUUUGUGCGAAAAGAUUCUGAUAACGUUAAAAUAAAAUAAAGUAUUCCCUAUGUAAGCCAAAAGAGUUUUCGAGUAUGUCAAUUCUAAAAUAAUCAAAGAGAGAGCACUAUUUAUUCCAAUAUUUAAAGUUAUUAAGAAUCUAUGAAAAUGGAAGAUCAUGAACAUUAUUUUGUCAUAUUAAUAUAAACAAUACGAUAUACAUACAUAUCUAAAUUUAUAAAAAUAAUAAAGAAGUACAGUUGAAAGAUAACGAGAUGUUGCGCGGCGAUUAUGCAAAUCAUUUUAGUGAUGUCACAGUAGGUUUGUCCAAUAAAGGCUUCUAUUUGUUCUACCGUUAAUAAAUAAUAAUAUAUAUAUAAUAACAUAUGUG